UACCGUCAGUGCACUUCCGGUCCAUUUUUCUGACAAGUAUCUGAUAGCUGUCUGACAUUUCGUUUUUGAUAAUUUCAUUGAACUAUGUACAUGAAACACGUUAUUUAUUCGCAUCGAUGAAAUAAUAAUUCGCGUAUGUUUCAUUAAAAUAAAAACCGCAUCAUCAAAAAACACUUUUACAAUCCGGCAAAUAUAUGCACGAAAGAAUACGCUAUCACGUUUAUGAAAAUGAUCAAAACGGGAGAGGAUAACCUAAAUCUUCAAUAUCAGCAAACAGUAGAAUUCACUGGACAAGAAAAUCAACAUUCAGUUGAAUUAUAUAGUAGCAAUGUUGUUGUUAUUCCUUCACCAGGAGGUCAUAAUCACGGUAGUUCAAAGGUGAAGUUAAAAAAUAUUGUUGAUUUUACAUGGGAACAUAACUUUUACCCAGGCCAAUUAUUAGCUGUUCAUAUGUCUGGGAAAUAUUUAGCUUAUGGCAUAAAAGUUGGUAAUGGAGGAGGUAUGGUUAGAGUUGUAUACAAAGAAUUGGAACAAAGAGCUCUGUUAAGAGGAAUGCGUGCAGCAAUACAAGAUCUGGCUUUUGCACAUGUUUCUAAUGCAAUUUUGGCAUGUGUUGAUUAUUUGGGAAACCUUUUUAUACAUACCAUUGAAUCAACACCACCAGAAUUGUUAUGUAGUUUAUUGCUACAAGUAGAUGCAGAAGAUAUAUCUCCUACUAGUCAUCGUGUGAUAUGGUGUCCAUAUAUUCCUGAAGAUGUACCAUCAGAUGGAGAUAAAGUUUCAAAGCUUUUAGUUCUAACUCGUGGUUCCAAAGUAGAGUUGUGGUCAGUUAAUACUGUUUCGGCAAGAUUCAGAUCAAUAGAGGCAAUUGAUCCAGCUGUGAAGGAAAAUGGAGGCAUGUUGGAAAUUGAUCAACAUUCUGACACAAUCAUAGAAGCAACAUUCAGUCCAGAUGGCACAGCCUUAGCUACAGCUAGUUUUGACGGAGAAGUCAAAUUCUUUCAAGUUUACUUACAUAGUAAUUCUCAUGGUAAUCAAGUACAACCUCGUUGUUUACAUCAAUGGAGACCACAUGGUGGACGACCGAUUUCCUGCUUGUUCUUCCUAGAUGACCAUAAAACAUACCAUCCAGAAGUUCAGUUUUGGAGGUUUGCCAUAACUGGAUGUGACAAUAAUACAGAAUUAAAAGUUUGGUCUUGUGAGGUAUGGUCCUGUUUACAAACCAUUAAAUUUGCACCUACACCUUCUACCGGUAAAUUACCAGUGUUAAAAGCCGGCUUAGAUCUUAGUGCAGGAUACCUUUUAUUAUCAGAUAUAUACAAUAAAGUUCUGUACAUAUUAAGUCUUACAAAAGAUAAUGAUGAAAUAACAUCAGUAAAUACAAUAUCAGAGUUCCUCCUCCCGUAUCCAAUACUGAGUUUUGGAAUUGUUGAUGCUGGUUUAUGUAAAAUGCGUCCUACUGGAGAAUCGCUGGAAGACUUAUGUCCUUGUGAAGAAGAUACUGAAGAGCAACUUGUUAUAAGGAUGUAUCUAGUUCAACCAAAGUCAUUACAAGAAUGUCAUAUCACUUUUAAGCCUGCCUCACAAGUGAGUGGUAACUGCCUUAUGGACACACUAACUCAUAAAUCACUGGGCUACUCUGAAGACACACGAGAUAUGGGAAAUGUUAAUCAUAAUGGAAUUUCAGUGGAAAAUUGCGAAGAAAAUCGUUCCUUAUCUGCCACACUUGAGGCAACAACAAAUCACAAUGCUGGCUUAAAUUUAAUGACGCCAGAUGCAUUCAGCUCGCCUGCCAAAAAAGAAAAUAAUGAAUUAGAUUCUCGCCCUAGUAGCCCAGAAUUAGGUAAAGUGUUAUCUGCUAGUCCCUCACUUGCACAAGCAGUUCAGGCUCUAAAUGCAACAGACCCACCAUUAGCCACAAAUGAGUUAGAAGAACAAGCACCUGCUAGUAGUGGUAGUAGCCCGUCGAGAGAAGUAAGAGAAAUUUUAUCUCUUACAAAAGCAGAUGAAGAACCAGAACCAGAAAAUAAGCCAAAAGAUACCAAUACUGCUGAUGAAGAUUGGCCUAAUAUCCCGAUGGUAUUAUUAAAAGAUGUAAGCAGACAUGCCAUGCAGGAAGCCGAUGGAUUCACAAAUGAUGAAGAAAAAAGAAAAAGAUUAAAAGACGAAUCGAAACCAACAACGCAUACUACAGGAAAUACUGAAAAUACAUGGCAAACAACAAACGAAUUGAAUACUCUCGAACUAAUAAAUAAAGUAGAGUCAAUUUUGGAAAUAAUUCAAGAUCAACGACAGGAAUUAAGAGAGUUAAGUACUGAAGUGACUAGAUUAAGGCAAGAGACACCAAUUUCGACGCGAGUAGAAUCUGCUUUAGCACGAGCUUCACAGCAACUAAAUGCAACCUUAGAACAAACAUUAUAUAGCCAAAUGGCUCGGCAACACGAUUUUCUUAAGACACUUGAAACAGCAAUGAAAGACAAAAUUGAAACUACCUUACCACGUAUUAUUGAAGACACAGUAGAGCCAUUAAAGCAUCAACUUAGAUUAGAUUCUGCUCGAAUGGAUGAACUCUUAAAAAAGAAUUUGACAGAACUCAUUAAUAGUAAUCAUAUAAAAGACACACUUGCUAUGGCAGCAGUGAAUGCAGCAAAACCAGCAUUAGACGCAGCAUUUAAAGAAACCUUUACAAAUGUUCUUUUACCUGGCAUGGAAAAAGCAUGUCAAACAAUGUUUAAACAAGUACAAGAUGCUUUUGUUAGGGGUACUCGUGAAUACCUUCAAAAUGUGGAUGCAAUUGCGGAUAAACAAUAUCAGCAAAGAAAUGAACAACAAAGUGAAGCGCUAUCCGCAUUAGUUCGCGAAGAGUUACAAACAGAAUUAAAUAGAGGUUUAAUUAUUCUCCAAGAAGGAACAAUACGUACAAUUCGUGAUUCUAUUAGAGAUAAUUUAAACCAACAACUUACUGAGAUCACAAAUGCGCGUUCUCGAGCUACUACACCUGCUAUACCAGUAUCAGCGGUUGCUGAUGCUCAAGCGCGAGUUAUAUCUCUCCUCCAACGAGGACAGUUAAAUGCUGCCUUCCAACAAGCUCUAAGUGCUAGUGAUUUAGGCUUGGUAGUACUAGUUUGUGAAAAAACAGAACCUUCUAGAGUAUUUUCUUCUGUAGGACCUCAAGGUCAAACCUCAAGAUGUAUUUUACAACAACCUGUAAUUCUUUCACUUGUACAGCAGUUAUCCGCAGAUUUAGGACACCGUACAGAACUGAAGCAUAGGUGGCUUGAAGAGGCGAUAUUAAAUUUAGAUCCCAAUGAUCCAGUAACACGAGAACAUAUGGGUACUGUGUUAAUGACUUUGCAAUCUCAGUUAGCUGCUUUUGUAGCAGCUAAUCCAAGUCAUAGUUCUAUACGGCGUAUGAAAAUGUUAGCUAUGGCUGCCCGUGCACUUUUUAAUCAACAACCUUGAUGUUAUAUAUGUAUGGAAUAGAAAAGACCCAUUGACAUCAGGUUUUACAUGUUUUGUUUAAAAAAUACCUUAAUCUGAAAGUAAUAUUCACAUUAUCCCUUCAUGUCAAGACUGGCAGUAAUUUACAUAGAAUAUAAAAGAAUAUUGUACGAAGUUAUCGUUAGCAGUUUACACAAUUUGUCGAAACUCGCGCCUAUAAUUUGAUUUUUUAUAAAGUAUACACAUUUACGAAAUAUUCGAGAGUUUACCAAAAAAUUAUUUUCUUGAUCUUACAUAUAAACAAAUAUAUAAAUGUAUUAUACAAUAUAAUUAAAGAGCGUGAUAUAAAUGAGAUUGUCAUUAAAAUAAUGGCACAAUAAACAAUAAAAACACUA
Molecule: messenger RNA, 3836 nt
Organism: Bombus huntii
Lineage: Eukaryota; Metazoa; Arthropoda; Insecta; Hymenoptera; Apidae
Gene: Ge-1
Product: enhancer of mRNA-decapping protein 4
Exons: 9
Coding region: 223-3462 (1079 amino acids)
Biological process (GO): deadenylation-independent decapping of nuclear-transcribed mRNA
Cellular component (GO): P-body
Molecular function (GO): protein binding
Source: RefSeq, a predicted model, not a curated record